This is a messenger RNA of Fusarium coffeatum, 1686 nucleotides long. RefSeq lists its product as uncharacterized. NCBI's taxonomy places the organism in Eukaryota, Fungi, Ascomycota, Sordariomycetes, Hypocreales, Nectriaceae. Bases 1 to 1686 code for a protein of 561 amino acids. Gene Ontology annotation, molecular function: nucleobase transmembrane transporter activity. The transcript has 3 exons. Gene Ontology annotation, biological process: transmembrane transport; nucleobase transport. The record is from RefSeq and is a predicted model, not a curated record. Gene Ontology annotation, cellular component: plasma membrane.
AUGGUAAAAUCAUCAACCUUCUCAAGCUUCGUUUCCAAGUUCGAGGUUCAGCGCGAUCAAGAUGCUGAUGUCGAUAUCUACGUCAACAAGGAUACUCGUCUACUUCCCUCUUCAAGACGUCUCUAUGGCCUUUGGGAGUUUGUCGGCUUAUGGAUGGUCACCGGAUCAUUCAACGUCGGAGGUUGGACAACUGGCUCUGCCUUGAUCUCGCUCGGCCUUAAUGUCUGGCAAUCAAUGUUGGCCAUUGUAGUUGCGCACACUAUUGCUGGACUCCUCUGUGUCGCUGGAGGCCAUCCUGGUGCUAAAUGGCACAUCGGCUUUCCCUUAUGGAUGAAGCAGAACUGGGGUAUCUGGGGAUAUCUCUUCCCUAUGGCUAUUCGUGUUUUCUUAUCAUUUGUCUGGACAUCGACCAACGUCUGGUACGGCUGCCAAUGUCUAAAAGUCCUCCUUACCUGCAUCUGGCCUUCUUUCCGAGAUCUCAACACGGAGUUGGCGGGUGGAACCAUGCAGACAUGCGACAUAGUAUCUUUUGUUCUUUACCUCGUCCUCUGCGUACCCUUGGUGGCGCUCAGCCCUGAGAACUACCGAAAACCAUUUUUCAUCGCCUCAACCACUGUUGCAGCUACUGUGUUUGCUCUUCUUAUCUGGUCGACUGUCAGAGCUCAAGGUGGUGGUGCUUUGUUGGCUGAUGUGUCAGGCGUCUCCGGUAUCGCUCCAGCGAAAGGAGGACAGCUUGGAUGGGCGUUUGUCACUGCUGUAACUGCGAAUAUUGGUGGUAUCGCUACGCAUAUGUGGUCGCAGUCAGAUUACACGCGGUACGCUCGCAAGCCAGGUGACCAGAUAUUGGCUCAGCUCAUCAUGGUCCCCCUCGGCACUAUUGUCGUGGGCUGCAUUGGCAUCAUCUGCACAUCUUGUGCUGCAACUCUAUACCCCGAGAAUGAAAAGUUGCUUUGGCAGCCAUACGUCUUCCUCGAUACCAUCCGAGAACAGGAGAACAACCGCAGAGCCAGAGCAGGUAUCGCAUUUGCUAGCAUUGCCUUCAUGUUCUCCCAGUUUGGUAUGGUAGUUGCGUCUAACCUUGUUGUCGCUGGCAUUGACUUGGCCGCUCUUCUCCCACGAUGGUUCACUAUUCGGCGAGGAGCUUAUGCGACUCUUGCUUCUGCAUUCAUAAUGCAGCCCUGGUCACUCCUCAACAGUGCUACCAGCUUCUUGACCGUCGUCGGCAGUUUUAACGUCUUUCUCGGGCCACUGAUGGGCAUUAUGUUUGCCGAUUACUUCAUCCUUCGCAAGCGCACCAUUAAGCUCAGUGAGCUAUACUCCAGCUCACAAGAGAGUAUUUAUUGGUACAGAAAAGGCUGGAACUGGCGCGCUGCUAUAUCAUGGAUUCUUGGGGUCUGGUUCUUGCUUCCUGGACUUGCGCAGAGGGGGAUGGACCCCAGGGGUUUUUGGGGUGGCUGGACUCGGCUUUAUCAGAUUGGAUGGUUUGCGGGAUGUUUUGUUUCUGGAGCAAUCUUCCUCGGUCUGGAUUACUUCUGGCCUAUGCCUGAGAAGCUUGCAGUUGAUGAUGUGGACUACUUUGGCACUUUCGGCGAUGCUGAUGUUCUUCGGGAUGUUGAGGAGAAGGGUUCUUCAAGCUCACUGCAAGAUGAUAAGCGGAAAGUCGACGAAAAUGCCUCUGAAGCUUAG